AUAAUUUCAACUGUCAAAAUUGUGAAGAUGGGAAAUCGUUUCGUUCGUUACGAAUCGAAUUAUCGAAAUUAUUAAACAAUUUUUACUGUAGUGCGUUAUAAAAUAAUCCCGUCAACAUUUCAUGCUCACGUGUGUGUGUCGUUUCAAAUAUUCUUUCAAAUCUGGAUGAAGAAACUAUGAUUGCUGCGUCUGAGCCUCUGGAGUUUGUGCCUCACGGCAGAACAGUGCUGACUAGGCACCCGGGUCAGAUCUACAGCAAACACAACACAUCAGCGUCGGAGAACUCCUUGCUGUACAAGCUCACCAACUUUGCCAUCAAGGAUGAGAGCCUGCUGGAGGCUCGGGAGACUGAGGAGCAGGAGUGGUGGUGCAUCCGUGAGGUGUACUACAAGACUUGUGAUGAUUUUGAAGACGAACCGCAACAACCAAAGGAUUCAAAGUACGAGUUCAACUCGGAAUCCUUUCGGGCACCAAGUCGUCUCAAAAAUGACUUCAAUAUCUCUAUCAAGUCGGAACUGAUGAGUGGUAUGAAGAAAAUGGAAGGAGAUGGCUUGAACUCCGCUGGUCCUUCCCGUGGUGGUAGUGCCAACAGUUCCAGUAACAUGUCUAAGAAAUUCAACUUGACUUCUGGUUCUGGUAGUAAGAAUUCCAAAACUGGGUUAAAUCCGAAGACUGAUAGCUCUUACGAAGAGGAGUUGUAUGUUAAAGGGUGUACUGCUGUUUGGUCAAAAGGCCUCAUCUCAAUGCCAGCUACAAAACUCACAGAUCCAGAACACAGAGAAACAAUAGCUUGCUACACCAUAGAAAAUCCCAUAAAACAUGCAGCUUUCUGCAACUUCCAUGUUGAUAUUAAGAACACAAUGCUCAUAGAUGCUUUGAACACUCAAAUUGGAGAUGUGAAGAAAAACAUAAAGAUUGAAGAUACCACAGAACAUAUACAAACUAAAACAAUGCCCGCCAUCUUGUUAAUAGAUAAUAAAUGUAUGAAAGUUUAUGCCAACGAAGGACGGGAAUACAUCACUAGUAUACCAUUUCAAGUGAAGAAAGUUUGGCCGAUGAAGUACGGAGUCUUAUUGGAAAAGGAGGCGACGCCUGUCACUCAGAACUCUGUCCUCCCAACAUCUUUUAUAAAAUUAAACGAAUCUCAGAAUAGUACUUUUUCUAAGUCAAAAUCAAACUUCCCGUUUAACAUGAGUUCGAAAUUGCGUCCUGAAUCUGUGUCAGCGUUCGAACAGGAUGUUGCGUUACCAACUUGCUUCUCAUUAACGCAUCCUUUAGACGAAGUAACGCCUAUACUGAUGAAGUCACCAUCACAAGGACUUCAGUACUACAACGAUGGAGAUUUACAAAUCAUCUUCGUUAGUUCAAAUCCGAGUAUUAUUUUACUGUAUGACUGGAAACUAGGCACACAUUCGCUUUGGAAGAUCAGAAAAACUGUAAGAGAUGAAUGUCUAUCAAUGUGUCCAAAUAUGAAUUCUACUACAACGGUGUUUAGUCAAUCUUGUGACCUAAUGGGCAGUCCAAUGCAGAGCCAGAGGAAUGUUACUAGUUGGGCUACUGGUUUGGGUAGUCCGUACCAGUCCAAGAAGUUUCCAAGUACUCCGACAAUGUCCAGAUCCAGAAUCAACAGUCCAAUGGCCAACGUGUUUCAUCAGCAAGGUUUAUCACCACAUGCGUCUAUAGGACAAGCGUCCUACACGUCAAUGAUGGCUAACAAUGGUCCGCAGAAUCCUCCAUCGUUACCGUUAUACCCUGAUAUCUGCUUGGAUCACAUUUGGACGGACACACAAGUAAUACGGAGAGAUCCUAUUGAGUCUGCAAGUGAUAUGAAGACGUUCUUACAUACAGAUUUGGUUGGGCAUGACUAUCUGUGUUUUAUUGUGAGAGUGGGAGGUGUUAGUAGAUUACAGAUUGUACGGUUGCAACGGUCUCACUCGUUGGGACAAACAUCUAAGACGAAUCUCAUGGUUGGAGCGGUUUCUACCGUGUUGGCUAAAGAUGCUGUGGUGCUGGAACAUCUGAAUAUGAUCGCACUGAUCGAUGAGGCCGGCAACAUUAUCUUGCAGUCUGGGAAUCAUGUUGUUGGGAAAGUCCACGUUGGCGGUGUCCUGGCCCGUCUAAUAGACUCUCCCUACACCAAGCGAGCCACCUUCCAGUCCCCCUUCCCCCGCCGCAGCAGUCUCCUGCCCAGCCGGUGCAACGAAACAUCCAACUUUGAUGACUCAGCGCUACAUCUACUGUCACCAGUCCCACAUACUUCUACUGCGAGACACGAGCAAAAAGAGAGUUUAGGACUAUGUGGCCUCUGCGACGCGGCUGGCUCCCGCAUGACACUGCAGUUCGAAGCCGGACCGAUGUACAGGAUAUCUUUGCCUCCACUGACUUGUUCCACUUUAGUCACUCGGUGUUACACUGCUCUAAGAGCUAUUCUGCCUAAAGAUAUUACUAUGCAGGUCAUAAUAAAAUGGUACGGCGUCCGCAACGCGCCGGGCACACAGGACCUCACUCCCGACCAAGAAUGGUCAAUGUUCUCGAACCUACUCCUCUCUCUAAUCGGAUAUGACGUGGAAAGACUGCAAACCAAACAGACUGAUGACGUUGACCAUGCAGAGGUCGCCACUAAGAAGCAGAGGACCUCAAGCGAUGGGUCCUCAGACGACUGGGAGUACCUACUAAACUCCAAGAUGCAUAAAGCCAUAGGCCAAUCCCUAUCCAUGCUAAAACUCCCAGUACCAAACUCAGAUAGCCAUAGGAAGAACAAGAGAUCAAGUACUGAACCGGAAAAAACUAUUCAAAUCAAUACAAAUUCUAUGCUGUUCCCAUAUGUACUACAAGUGCUAUACUCCCUACAUUUAGUUUACGAAGAGAUCAAACUAAAUACUCUACUCUGGAACAACUUAAGACCGUUGUCAGCGUUCUUAUACCAACUGUCAAAGGAUUUGAAAUUAGAUGCCUAUGUGAAUCACUAUUGGCUGGAUUUCCCAACGGAUUUGAAUUUGGAAUAUGACGAUGAGUCCCAGAUUUGUGAGGGUACUUGGAGUAAGUUGUGUGAGCCCGUCUACUUCAGCCGGGAUCCCCCAAAUGUGUAUUCGUAUUUGAAUUCUAUGCUGAAGGAUUUGGAUGUGGGAUCCUACCCGUAUUUGGCUGAGGUUAAUGAUAUGUCCCGGGAUAUUAUUGAGAUUCUAUCAACAGUGGGUUGCGGCCGUAGCGCCGGUAUACAGACCAUAUCCAGCAGGGACACCGUCACCGCCAGUAGCACGCCGCGAGCUCGCCGCGAUACCCACGACUACAGCUCGCCGUACUGCCAGGCCGUCAUCAUGGCCUGUGAUAAAGGUAUAACCCUCCGCGACGUGGACAACCUGCCGCCAGCGCUGGGCCUACUCCUGCUGACCAUAUUCAGCCGCUGCAAGAGCUCCCCGCCCGCCGACUGGCCGCCCGAGGCGUACUACUUGGUCAUGAGGGAAGACCUCGCCCACCAGGCAGAGGUCGCUCAUACUAUGAAGACUGCGUCUGAUUAUAUGGAAUUCAUAGCUCUAGAAGUAUUAGAGAAGGAGACAGUAUACACGUUGGCCAAGAAACCAGUAGAACCAGCGCGGAGUAACCCGGAGGAUGCUGACAUCAUCACCGGCAUGGAACAUCUGAACACGCAGCUACUUAGUCUGCUGUAUCCACGGGAUCAUAGAAUGACAGAAGUAAUAAACCUCCUCCAAUCCUCGAUCCCUGUGACUAUAAACCUGACGCAGCGGCCCGAGGUAUCGGAUCACGACUUCAUAGAGGAACAGGAGAAGUACCUGUUCGCAGUCAGCACCAGGACCAUGGCGCUACCUAUUGCCAGAGGCAUGGCGAGCCUGCGCUGCGUGCCGUGCCCGGCGACGGAGGCGGUGGAGUUGCCGCGCGUGUGCGUGUGGGGGCGCUGGCGGGGCCGCGGCGCGGGCGCCGAGGGCGCCGGCCCGCCCGCCUGGCCCGCCUUCCACAACGGGGCCGCCGCCGCACUCGCGCUCGUACCGCUCGGGUUCACCAUCGAUUCUGAAUGGGUCAUCUACAAUAAGCCAAGGGGUACAGCAGAGAUGUCGACGGAACACGCGGGCUUCCUGAUGGGGCUCGGCCUGAACGGGCACCUGCGGGACAUGCCGUUCAUGAACAUCUACGAGUACCUGGUCAAGUGCAACGAGAUGAUCAGCGUCGGACUCUUGCUGGGGCUCGCUGCUACUUACAGAGGCACGAUGGACGUCCAAGCGACGAAGAUGAUGAGCAUCCACCUGGAGCCGCUGCUGCCGCCGACGUCCAUCGAGCUGGACAUCCAGCAGAACAUCCUCGUGGCCGCGCUGCUGGGGGUCGGCCUCAUCUACCAGGGCACGGCGCAUACGCACUACGCACAAGUCUUGCUUAAUGAGAUCGGUCGUCCGCCGGGCCCCGAGGCGGAGGCGUGCGUGGAGCGCGAGGGGUACGCGCUGGCGGCGGGGCUGGCGCUGGGGCUCGUCGUGGCCGGCGCCGCCCCGCGACUCGGGCCUGAUACACAGCACAUCGCGCGCAGGCUGCGGACCUACAUGCUGGGCGGGGACAAACUGCCGCUCACUGGUACACAAAAAGAGAAAUACAAGCAAGGCUCAUUUGCCGUCCGGGAAGGUGCGACAGUGAACCUGGACGUGACGUCUCCCGGCGCGACUCUUGCCCUGGGUCUGCUAUACCUCCGUACUGGUUGCCCUGCCAGGGCCGCCUGGUUGCAACCACCUCGCACUGCGUACCAACUUGACUUCGUCCGACCUGAUCUGCUUAUGUUACGAGUUAUUGCUCGAGGCCUAGUACUAUGGGACAGUAUAGAACCCACAGAGGAGUGGGUGGAGAGCCAAGUCCCGGACACCAUCAAACCGUACUGCUUCGUCAAACCGACGGAGGAUAACAUCGACUAUGAGGCUAUGAACCAAGCGUACUGCAACAUAAUAGCAGGCGCGUGCUUCGCCCUGGGGCUCCGGUUCGCGGGCUCCGGCGACGAGGAGGCGCGGGACACGGCGCUGCACUACGCCAACCUGUUCAUUGCCGUCGGCGGCAAGACCAUCGCCGAGCUAGCUGGACGGUCUACCUUGGAGGCUUGUCUCUGUGUCUGCUUGUUGGCUGCCGGGAUGAUAAUGUGCGGCCGCGGCGACGUGUCGACGCUGCGCGUGUGUCGUCGCCUGCGCGCGCGCACGGCCGCGGCCCCCGCCCCGCCCGCACCACACGCACUCACGCACGGGGGACAGAUGGCGGUGCACUGUACGAUAGGGCUCCUGUUCCUGGGCGGCGGGCGGGCGACGCUGAGCACGUCCCCCACCGCAGUAGCGGCGCUACUCGCUGCCUUCUUCCCCAAGUUCCCCACGCACAGCGAGGAUAAUAGGUACCACUUGCAAGCCUUCAGACACCUGUACGUGUUGGCAGUGGAGGCCAGGCUCAUACUGCCGCGCGACAUCAGCACUGAGAAGCUCUGUUACGCACAUAUACAGGUAAUAGAUGUAAACGACGUGGUGAAGGAGAUGAAGGCGCCCUGCAUCAUCCCGGAGCUGAGCACCUUGAAGGAGGUGAAGAUCAACGACCCGCGGUACUGGCCCAUCACCUUCCAGAGGGACAGGAAUUGGGACCAACUCAAACUAUUCCUCGAGUACUCGUGGUGUAUAGACAUAAAGCAGCGCGCCGGCUGUCUCUCCUACAUAGACGACCCGCAAGGCUUCCUCACAAUAUUAGCACAGACGCUCACACUCGACAAGUCCAACAUUUGGUCCACGAACACGGAAAACAUAGAACUGUUCACGAAUGAUGACAAAAUUAGGAACUUUGUAAAGCAGUAUUUGGUGAAAGAUGUGGGUGAGAAUAUUUGCGGGGAUUGUUUGGUGGUCGGGCGUCGGAGGAGGAGUGUGAGGGAGCCGGUGCGGGGCGCCUGCACGUGCCGCGCCUACACGCGCCCCGAGCGGGACCACCUGCAGGGACUCGCCAUGCUCACCUACGACUGUGUCGUCAAGGAUAUACUCUGUGCACUGCCCAUUUGGACUACGUUCUUGAAGAUAAUAAAAACAAUGAAACCAGACCCAACAUCGUACCACAUUUGGCAGAUCAAGCUCCUACUCUCCCACAUAGACAACCACAACAGGAGGACGAUGAACGAAAUGAAAGUAGACGAUCAGGAUCCCACGAACGAGCCACUAAUCUCAAAUGAAUUCACUCUAGCUAUAAAGCAGAAAGUAUCCAGUAUCUUUGACAGCUGGGAGUCGAGGCUGGCUCCGUUUCUAAGGAAAUAUCUUGGGCUGCCCAGCAGUCGGAAGAUCAGCGGCUGUGACGAUGAUGUGAAGAAGAUCCUCAGCGGGUUUCUGGUGUACCACGACCUGCCCAAGGGUGCUAUGAAGGAUGCUGUUGGAGACGACGAGCUGUCGGUGCUCCUGCAAGUGUGCGGGGUGUCGAUGGAGGCCAUGUCGAAGCUGUGCGAGCUGCAGCGGUGAUGGCGCGCGCUGCACCGCGGGUACCGCACGCGCUCCAAGUGCCGCGGGGACUGCCGGGCCCACUGGGGCACGCACUGACUCAUGCCCACUGGACCAGGGGCCAGUCUGCUAUUACAAUAGGCUACUUUCCUACUAGUCAAAUUCAAUACUUUUUUCGAAACGUCAAAAACGAUAUUUUCUAUGAACUUUGUAUGAAAUAGUGCAUUAUGACGUCAUAAGUUUUUGACGUCAAAUAGCAGACUUAUUUCUAGAAA
This is a messenger RNA of Spodoptera frugiperda (fall armyworm), 6718 nucleotides long. RefSeq names its product anaphase-promoting complex subunit 1 (gene shtd). Gene Ontology annotation, biological process: protein K11-linked ubiquitination; anaphase-promoting complex-dependent catabolic process; metaphase/anaphase transition of mitotic cell cycle. NCBI's taxonomy places the organism in Eukaryota, Metazoa, Arthropoda, Insecta, Lepidoptera, Noctuidae. Gene Ontology annotation, cellular component: anaphase-promoting complex. Gene Ontology annotation, molecular function: molecular adaptor activity. The record is from RefSeq and is a predicted model, not a curated record.